GAUAUCAUAUUCACGCUACUAAGAUAGAACAAUCAACAGGUUGUGAAGUCGCCUGCACCUGCGGCAACUUGCACUCAGUGCGAUUUUGGUUUUUUUAUUCACUACCGUCCGUCAAGCUAUUUUUGGCAACUUGACCAUUUUAUAUUAUAUUUUCGGUAAUAUCAUUUACCAUCUAUUGAAAAAGGCUUUGAUUCUAAUAUAUACCCAUUUAGGGCAAGACCUCCGCAAGUGUGAUUGGCUAGGAUAAAUCCUUCGAGAACCCCGGGAGCGCCGCCUGUCACAUGACUACUCCAAUUGCCACAGACAUAGACAAAGACAACCUCAAUCCUUUCAGUAUGCUUCUUCUACAAGAUGGUCAAGACAAAGACGCGAAUCAUGCACCUCAGCAGCAGCAGCAACAAGUCUAUUUUUUCCAAUCCAUUAACUCCAACAUUGUCAUCAGGCAACUCCCAUCUCAAGGUCUUUCCUUCCAACUAUGGCCUGCCGCCACCAUUCUCAUCACUCUCCUUGACAACAUCCGUGGCGCAUCAACUCCGCUUUCCGACUUGUUCAAACGUCAAGAAAAAGGGGAUUCACCCCUUCGCAUUCUUGAACUGGGUUCAGGAACAGGUGUUGUAGGGAUAGCUGCUGCUGCAAUUCUUGGUGCUAAGGUUACUGUCACUGAUCUCCCUCAUGUUCUGCCUAAUAUACAGUUUAAUGCUGAUGCGAACUCUAAGGUUUUGGAACAGCAGAGUGGGGUUGUUGAUGUUGCGGCACUUAGCUGGGGGGAGAGCCAGGAUAUGGAGGCUGUUGGUAGAGAUUAUGACCUGAUUUUGGGAUCUGAUGUGGUGUACCAUGAUCACCUCUAUGAUCCUCUGAUUAAAACGCUGAAGUUCUUCCUGUUAGGGGGUGAAAAGAAGAUAGCUUUUGUGAUGGCUCAUUUGAGAAGAUGGAAGAAGGAAUCUGUAUUCUUCAAGAGAGCUAAGAAGCUUUUUGAUGUCCAAAUCAUACAUACAGAGCCUCCAUCUGAUGGGUCUAGGAUUGGGGUGGUUGUGUACCUUUUCACGGGGAAAAGAUAGCCUCAAGAGAGCCACUGUCGUCAACCAACGCUUGAUCUCAGUAUGAAUCUUGUUGUCAUGUUUAACAGUGGGGUUUGCCCAACAAAGAAGUAAAACGCUCUUUGCUUUUACAUGGAAAUACGAACAACAAAGAAAAUUGUGUAUCAUUGCAUAUUAAUUGAACAUUGAGUUGGUACAAACACAGCAUUCAAAGACA
Messenger RNA from Nicotiana tabacum (common tobacco), 1254 nucleotides. RefSeq lists its product as uncharacterized. The record is from RefSeq and is a predicted model, not a curated record. Lineage: Eukaryota; Viridiplantae; Streptophyta; Magnoliopsida; Solanales; Solanaceae.